GACCCUUGUCUCAUUAUACAGUCCCCCUCUCAUGGCCAAUUUUCACCCCUUCCCAUGGCUGACGAAAUAAAUGGCUGCAGAGAGCUGAUGGGGUUUCUUCUGGGAAAGUCAAGCCACUGAUGGAAGGGAGAAGCCACUGCUGGUUAUAGAGAGAAAGCACGACCCUUUCCAAGGCAGCGGCGGCGCGGGCGCUGUCCAGCGUGCUGAAGCCGGAGCGAGAGCGCUGUUGCUGACCCAGCUGAGCCCAGCUUCUAGGACGCCAGCCCUCGACCAUCGCUCAUACUCCAGCCACGGAACGGAGCCAAGGCGGACCGGUCCCGAUUUUCCCCCUGCCCCGACCCUCCUCUCCACCUCCCGCCGUCGUGACACCGGCUGUCUCUGGCAGCCCGUUGGUCAUGAAAACCUUCACGUUGCCGGCAUCCGUCCUCUUCUGCUUCCUUCUACUGAUCCAGGGGUUGGGAGCAGCGCCCCCCGGGCGCCCCGAUGUUUUUCCUCCUCCCCUCGGCUCUGAGCAUAAUGGGCAGGUAGCUGAGGACGCAGUGUCCCGGCCAAAGGAUGACAGCGUCCCAGAGGUCCGAGCUGCUCGGAAUCCCGAGCCUCAGGACCAGGGAGAGCUCUUCCAGGGCGUGGAUCCCCGGGCGCUGGCCUCGGUACUGUUGCAGGCACUGGACCGUCCGGCCUCGCCCCCGUCGGUCCCGGGAGGUUCCCAGCAGGGAACACCCGAAGAAGCAGCAGAAGCUCUGCUGACCGAGUCCGUGCGCAGUCAGACCCAUAGCCUCCCAGCACCAGAAAUCCAAGCGCCCGCUGUGGCCCCCCCUCGCUCUCAGACUCAAGACCGCGAUCCCGAGGAGGACGACCGCUCAGAAGAGCUGGAGGCGCUAGCAUCCUUGCUCCAAGAACUUCGAGAUUUCAGCCCGAGCAAUGCUAAGCGCCAACAAGAGACGGCGGCAGCAGAGACUGAAACCCGCACGCACACGCUGACCCGAGUCAAUCUGGAGAGCCCUGGGCCAGAGCGCGUGUGGCGCGCUUCCUGGGGAGAGUUCCAGGCGCGCGUUCCGGAGCGCGCUCCUCUGCCGCCCCCGGUCCCUUCCCAAUUCCAGGCUCGAAUGUCCGAAAGCGCUCCCCUUCCAGAAACUCAUCAGUUCGGGGAAGGAGUGUCCUCCCCUAAAACACAUUUAGGUGAGACUUUGACACCCUUAUCCAAGGCGUAUCAAAGUCUAGGUGGCCCUUUCCCUAAGGUGCGCCGGCUCGAGGGCUCAUUCCUGGGCGGCUCCGAGGCAGGAGAGCGCCUGCUUCAGCAAGGGUUAGCUCAGGUAGAGGCAGGGAGGAGACAGGCAGAGGCCACCCGGCAGGCCGCGGCGCAAGAAGAGCGGCUGGCCGAUCUCGCCUCCGACCUGCUGCUCCAGUAUCUGUUGCAGGGCGGAGCCCGNCAGCGCGAUCUCGGGGGUCGCGAGCUGCAGGAGACGCAGCAAGAGCGGGAGAACGAGAGGGAGGAGGAGGCGGAGCAGGAGAGACGAGGUGGUGGGGAGGACGAUGUGGGGGAAGAGGAUGAGGAGGCGGCGGAGGCGGAGGCGGAGGCNGAGGAGGCGGAGAGGGCGCGGCAGAACGCACUCCUGUUCGCCGAGGAGGAGGACGGGGAAGCCGGAGCCGAGGACAAACGCUCCCAGGAGGAGGCGCCAGGCCAUCGGCGGAAGGAUGCUGAGGGGGCAGAGGAGGGCGGGGAGGAGGAUGACGACGACGAGGAGAUGGAUCCGCAGACGAUCGAUAGUCUCAUUGAACUGUCCACCAAACUCCACCUGCCAGCAGACGAUGUGGUCAGCAUCAUCGAAGAGGUGGAGGAGAAACGGAAGCGGAAGAAGAACGCCCCUCCCGAGCCGGUGCCGCCCCCCAGGGCUGCCCCAGCCCCGACCCGUGUCCGCUCUCCGCAGCCCCCACCUCCCGCCCCGGCCCGGGAUGAGUUGCCGGACUGGAACGAAGUGCUCCCACCCUGGGAUCGGGAGGAGGAUGAGGUGUUUCCCCCGGGGCCCUAUCACCCCUUCCCAAACUACAUUCGGCCGCGGACACUGCAGCCGCCCGCAUCCUCCCGCCGCCGUCACUUCCAUCACGCGUUGCCACCUGCGCGCCACCAUCCGGAUCUGGAGGCCCAGGCCAGGCGCGCGCAGGAGGAAGCGGACGCGGAGGAGCGCCGGCUGCAGGAGCAGGAGGAGCUGGAGAAUUACAUUGAGCACGUGCUGCUGCACCGCCCGUGACCCGCCCCGGCCCCGCCUCCGCGCGCUCGCUCCCAGCUGCGCGCGCCACCACGCCCCCCUCCGUGUCGCUCCUCCUCCCCCCUCAGUGUUUGCAUGCGCCCUGGCUCCGCCCCUCGGCUGCCGCCCGGCCCCGCCCCACAAGGCCCCGCCCCGGGUUCUGUCGGCACCGGACCUGCCAGACUUCCCUGGGGUCUGCAGUCUAGAACACGCAAAACUCGCAGGCAAUCCCGGGGCCAGCCCAGGCGGGUGUGUGGUUUGUGCGAGUCCCCUUAUAUCCCCACUUCCUCCAGGGGCCUCGUCCCCAUCUAGUUUCUCUAGCGACUUCCCAGUCCCAGACGGGAAAGGCUGUUCUAUUUAAUCGUGUGAAGUGUCUGUCUCCCAGCCUUGGGGCCCCCGGAGCCUCCCCUCUUCUCCAAAUUGCUGUGAACUUACCCACUUCUCCUUCUCUGUUGUAAAUACCCCUCACGGAGGAAAUAGUUUUGCUAAGAAAUAAAAGUGACUAUUUUAUUAGGA
This is a messenger RNA of Mus caroli (Ryukyu mouse), 2762 nucleotides long. The record is from RefSeq and is a predicted model, not a curated record. Lineage: Eukaryota; Metazoa; Chordata; Mammalia; Rodentia; Muridae.